Aureobasidium vineae is the source of this 1665-nucleotide messenger RNA. The record is from the annotation of a GenBank genome assembly. Lineage: Eukaryota; Fungi; Ascomycota; Dothideomycetes; Dothideales; Saccotheciaceae.
AUGCUGCGACUAAGUAGAGCCAUACCGCGCUCCACUAGCCGCGUCUUGUCUCGCCAUGUGUCGCGUCGCACUUUUGCCUCGGUAGACGGAGUCACCAAGGACCCAGCCGACCUCGACCAAGUCACAACCCUCUCCAAUGGCGUCCGAGUUGCCAGCGAAGCCGUACCUGGUGCUUUCUCUGGCAUUGGUGUCUACGUCGAUGCCGGUUCGCGAUACGAAAACGAUGCCCUUCGCGGUGUCUCGCACAUUAUCGACCGACUGGCCUUCAAGUCUUCAUCACGACGAAGCGCUGAUAGCAUGCUCGAGGAGAUCGAAUCCCUAGGUGGCAACAUCCAAUGCGCUUCGUCUCGCGAAUCCCUCAUGUACCAGGCCGCCACUUUCAACAGUGCAGUACCCACGGCCACCGCCCUCCUCGCCGAGACCAUUCGCGACCCUUUGAUUACCGAUGAAGAGGUCUCGCGCCAGCUGGAGACAGCGGAGUACGAGAUUGGAGAGAUCUGGAGCAAGCCCGACCUCAUCCUGCCCGAGUUGGUUCACAUGGCUGCAUACAAGGACAACACUCUUGGAAACCCUCUGCUAUGUCCCGCCGAUCGUCUAGGAAGCAUCAACAAGCGUACUGUCGACGCCUACCGCCGCGCCUUCUUCCGUCCCGAGAGACUGGUUGUCGCAUUUGCCGGAGUCGAGCACGAUCAAGCCGUCGAGCUGGCCGAACAACACUUUGGCGACAUGAAGGCCGAGAAGCUCGCAACGACAGAACCUACUUCCCAAAAGUCGCCGCAACCACAGCAGAAGUCGACCCUCAGUUCUAAAAUCCCCUUCUUCAAGAACCUUUCCACCUCUGCCUCCCAGUCGGCCACUGUUUCACCUCUCGACCCUUCCCAGAUCAUUCCCCACCCUCUCGAUGUUCCCGUCGACACUUCCGCACCUGCUCACUACACCGGUGGCUUCCUCACAUUACCAAACCUUCCCAUCCCUCCAAACCCUGCGCUCCCUCGUCUAUCGUAUAUCCACCUUGCCUUUGAGUCUCUCCCCAUCAACUCAGACUCCAUCUACGCUCUUGCUACCUUGCAAACUCUUCUUGGAGGUGGUGGCUCCUUCUCUGCUGGUGGUCCUGGUAAGGGCAUGUACAGUCGUCUGUACACCAACGUCUUGAACCAGCACGGAUGGGUCGAAAACUGCGUCGCCUUCAACCACGCCUACACCGACAGCGGCAUCUUCGGUAUCAGUGCGGCAUGCGCUACCCCUUACGUCAACCACAUGCUUCAAGUCAUGUGCUUACAACUCGCCAACCUGGGCAAGGAGACCGGCAUUGGUCGUCUUACCGAGGGUGAAGUCAAGCGUGCAAAGAACCAGCUCAAGAGCAGUCUGCUUAUGAAUCUCGAGAGCCGUAUGGUCGAGCUCGAGGACCUGGGUCGUCAAGUCCAGGUCCACGGCCGCAAGGUACCCGUCAAGGACAUGAUCGCUCGCAUCGACAAGGUCUCGAUCCCUGAGCUCCGUCACGUCGCUCGUCAAGUCUUUGGCGGUAUGGUAAAGAACCCUGGCGGUGGCAGUGGUGCCCCUACCGUCGUCAUUCAGCAGGGAGAAGAGGANGGGGUCACCAUCCAAGAUCUGAAGUGGAAUUCUAUUCAGGAGACGAUUCAGAAAUAUGGUUUGGGUCGCCAGUAG